UGACAACCGGCAUUUCUUGUUUUUGUGUGAUCGGUUUUUAUUUUUCUACAAAUUUCUCUUGUUGAUUUAUUCGUUUUUUGUUUUAUUGCAUUAUCAUUGAACUUCGUGUAGCAUGGAUAAGCCAGAUUGUAAAUAUGGAGCUUCGUGUUAUCAAAAAAAUCCGGCUCACAAAGAAAAAUUCCGGCACCCCCCGAAAGACAACAGUAAAGAUCAAGAGCUUGACAACACGUCUCCUAGAAAAGACUCACCAGCAUCAUCAUCGAAGCGUAGAUCCAAUUCUCCAGAUUUAUCAGACUCUGUUAUCGAAGAGAUUAAGAAAUGCAAACGUCCACCGACACCAGAAAAGGACCAUAAUAGUAAAGAAGAACGGGAUAAAAAUCACGAAUAUUACGGUAUGACAAGGCAACGAUACACUCUGCCCGAGGUUCCAAUGGAUGUCGGAUUGAUGAGCGAUAUCUAUGAUCCACAAAUCGAAUUUUCUAAAAAAGCAGAAUAUAAGGAACUAUGUGAAAAUUCAAAGAUGUUCAUAAAGCAUAAAUUUCUGGUUGAUAUGCCUGACUGUUUCGAUUCUCUGUGGAAGUUUUGUGAAUCGAAGGAUACUGAGAAGCCAGCAGAAAUAUUUGAAAAACUUGGACUUCAGCUGGUAGGUCCGUUCGACGUUUUAGCCAAAAAGUUUGAUGAAGCUAAAAUACACGAACCUGGUGAUUAUUUGAGACACUGGCGAUUUUAUUUCGAUCCGCCAGAGUUUCAAACCGUACUCGUUAAGAAAAAAUCCGGCUUACACUAUGGGUACUGGCGGGAUAGUCCUGAUGACAUCAGUGGAUUGGUGGCUGUCAACGAUGCAAGCAAGGGCUGUGAAUUUAGGAUGGUUGGUCAGAAUGUAUUCGAUGCCGUUAUGCAUUAUCUUGAGCACGAAGUUACGGUGACACCUUUCAACAAAUCACAAAUCACGUUUAUGAAAAAGUCGUUGGAAGAGUGGUGCAAGGAACGCAGUAUUGAACUAAAAGGAAGCGAUAAACUUAAAACACGUGAAAAAGCUGUGGUCUGCAAAACAUUUCAUAAGAUCGGUAUUGUAGUCCCAUUCGAUCGAAAAACUGAAUUGGGCUAUCGCCAAUUGUUGGAAAGUGAUGCUAAUUUGAAAAAAAUUCUAGCAAAAUUCGAUGGAAUUGACAAGCGAAACGAUAAAUCUGGUUUCGACACUGUAAUGAGUGAGCUGCAGCCUAUAGUUACAGCAGCCUUUAUUGCUGUCGAUGAGUGUGACUUUGGCACAGCUUUAGAGCUUGCAGUCGAUUUGUUCUGUCACGGUACCAUCAGUUUGCAUGAUGUUAUGAAGCCACUUUUUGUAACAGCGUAUUCAAUGUUAAAAAGACCGCAGUAUAUUGCGAUAAUGAAGUCUCAUCUUGAAAACCGCCGCAAAGAGAUAAACUUAGAUUUAUUAACGAAAUGAUUAGAUUUCUCAAUGGUAAUAUGAUCAGUAUUGAAUCUUGUAUUUUCGUUACGCUAUUGUAAACAUUUUAUCUAUAAUAAAAUCAAUUCUUCAUAUGAUUGAACAAAUGUAUCAGAGAGUUAUAUAUUAUUCUUAUAUGUUGAGAAUAAGACUGGAAGUAACGUUUGUGAUAUUUGGUCAAAAGAACUGCGCUCUAGGCCAUGUAUAACUUAUUUUGCAUUGAUUACAUAUUUUUAUAUCAAUUGCGUAAAUCACGCAAGAGCGAUUUUUAGGUUUUUAAACAAAUAUAUAUUAUACAAUAUGAAAAUAUGUAGUUUUAUCCAUAGUAGAUUAUCUCUUUCUUUAUUGCACUCAAUGAAAUGCCUAAAUACAUCCAGUAGAAAACAUUCCGGUCGAAAACGAAC
Messenger RNA from Malaya genurostris, 1851 nucleotides. It is a transcript of the gene Hpf1, whose product is annotated as histone PARylation factor 1-like. Lineage: Eukaryota; Metazoa; Arthropoda; Insecta; Diptera; Culicidae. Bases 113 to 1447 code for a protein of 444 amino acids. Gene Ontology annotation, biological process: DNA damage response; regulation of protein ADP-ribosylation. Gene Ontology annotation, molecular function: histone binding; poly-ADP-D-ribose binding. The record is from RefSeq and is a predicted model, not a curated record. Gene Ontology annotation, cellular component: nucleus. The transcript is spliced from 3 exons.